Messenger RNA from Aegilops tauschii subsp. strangulata, 2902 nucleotides. RefSeq lists its product as uncharacterized. Lineage: Eukaryota; Viridiplantae; Streptophyta; Magnoliopsida; Poales; Poaceae. Gene Ontology annotation, molecular function: protein binding. The record is from RefSeq and is a predicted model, not a curated record.
UCCACGUCCUAAUAAAUCGCUCCCAUCUCCGAUUCGCCCACCCCCUUUCUCCCUUCGAUCUUUCCGCCUUCCCGUCGAUUCCAUUCCGUUCCAAUCCUCCAUUCCCCAUUUGCGCCAUGCUGCCGGCGCCGCCGCCGCUCCCGCGCCCGGCGACCACCACCCAAGAACACGCGCCUCGCCGCUGCUGACAGGCCCGACACCCUCCUCCGUCCCUCCCUCGGAACCCCAAUUCCCGAGCGAGCGAGCGAGCGAGCGCGCGCGCCGGUCCUGCCCUCCCCUUCGGCCCAGCCUCCCAACAGCGAUCGAUCCAUGGAGUCGUGCCAAUUAGUGCGGGAGAGCACUAGUAGUAGCGGUAGGCUGGAGGAGGCGGAGGAGGAGGCCUUCUUCGACACGCGCCAGGACCUGCUGGCCUCGCCGGCGCCCAGCCCGGCACCGGCAUUGCCGUGGUCGUCCGGCGGCCUCGAUGGCCUCGACAGCGUGCGGGACAGGAAGGAGCGCUUCUUCAGAAGCAUGGGCCUCGAGUGCGGCCCGAGCCCCAGGCAGGCAGUGGAUCCCGUGUUUGCCGCCGGCGAGGCGGAGAAGCAGCAGGAGGAGGAGGCUGUGCCGGAGACUGGGAGGCUGUCGUCGCACUCGGAGAACGACUGCUCCAUGUCCAGUUGGUCCACGGAGGAGACCACGAGCUACGACGAGGGCGGCGCGUCGGACGACAAUUCCGUCGGUGGAUCCAGCAAGGACGAUGGCAGCAGCAAGGUCAGCAGGAGCUCCAGUUCGUUCUCGUUUAUCCGGCGGCUUAUGAGCCGAAAUGGCAAGCCUUCCGGCGCUCCGAGGACGGUUGAGAUGAGGAGAAGCGGGUGGCUGGAGAGGCUCGGCGUGGCCGUUUGUGCUGUGGAUAAUGCGGCGGAUGAACCUAGCACCAGCUCCUCUGACAGCGAGCCGAUUCAUGGUGGAAGGUAUGAGAGAGUCAAGGUCCGAUCGUACCGGAAGCGGUCCAAGGAAUUGUCUGCGCUCUACCAAGGCCAAGUGAUCAAGGGACACGAUGGUGCCAUCCUUACGAUGAAGUUCAGUCCUGAUGGGCAGUUCCUCGCAACCGGCGGCGAAGACGGAGUCGUCCGGGUUUGGGGUGUUUCGCAGUCUGAUGACUGCAAAAUUCCUCUGGAUGACCCCUCUUGCGUCUACCUCAAAGCGCGGCGCAAGAAUGGGUUGGCGCCGGUGAGCGUCGACAGCGAGAAGCUGCGCAAAUCCAAGAGUAUGGGCAUGAAGAAGACUGGAGACUCUACCUGCAUUGUGAUUCCAACAAUGGUUUUCCAAAUUUCAGAGGAACCGUUGCACGAGUUCUAUGGGCAUUCUGCUGAUGUAUUGGAUCUGUCCUGGUCAAACAACAAGCAUCUGUUGUCGGCUUCGACAGACAAAACUGUCCGCCUGUGGGAAAUUGGAUCUGCAAACUGCAUCAAAGUUUUCCCGCAUAGCAACUUUGUGACUUGUGUCCAAUUUAAUCCGACGAACGACAAUUGCUUCAUCACUGGAUCGAUUGACGGCAAAGUUCGUGUAUGGGACAUAACUAGAUGCAGCGUUGUGGACUGGGCAGAUGUUAGGGACAUAGUUACAGCGGUCUGUUACCGACCUGAUGGAAAGGGUGCAGUGGUUGGAACGAUUACUGGAAAUUGUCGGUUUUAUGACGCAUCGGACAACCUGCUGCGGUUGGAAACUCAGAUUGCACUCAGUGGCAAGAAAUCCUCUUUGAAGAGAAUCACAAAUUUUCAGUUCUGUCCAAACAACCCAAGUAAACUAAUGGUAACAUCUGCUGACUCCAAGAUCAGAAUGCUUGACGGAACCAAUGUGAUUCAGAAUUACAGUGGACUCCGAAGUGGUUCAUGCCAGAUGUCAGCAUCCUUCACACCAGACGGGGAGCACAUAGUUUCUGCCAGUGAAGACUCCAACAUUUAUGUCUGGAACCGUGACAACCAAGAUGAUUCUGUGUGGCGACAAGCGAAAACCACAUAUUCCUCUGAGCGCUUCCUAUCCAACAACGCAGCCAUCGCGAUACCAUGGCACGGCACAAAACCAAGGAGCCAUGUUUCCUUGGCCUCUCAUAUCCAAUUCAAGUACAGCUCCAGCAAAAGUUUUCCUUCAAGACCCUCUGCCCCUGGCAUUUUCAACCUCAACCAGGAGUUGUUCGCGGAGCCCUCGUGCAAAGGCGCCUCGGCAACUUGGCCAGAGGAAAUGCUGCCGUCUGGCUCGAUCGGCGCAAGCCUGGACGAGACGCAGCACAAGCUUCUGAGGAACUGCUCCCAGAGCACGGCGAACUCCUGGGGCCGGGUGAUCGUCACGGCGGGGUGGGACGGCAGGAUCAGGUCGUUCCAGAAUUACGGCCUGCCGGUGCAUCAGUGACCGGUUCAUCCGGAGCGCCCGGUGAAAGCAAGUGAACGGCAGCAUUGGCGCGUCUCACAUGGCCGGCCAUCAAGGAAAAGCGCCCGUGCACCCCAGCUAUGGCGCUGGACCAUCGCGUGUGUGCGGUUUCUUGGUACAAGACAUCACAUGCUCGGCGCUCCUGCUGCUGCUGAAUCGCGCAUGGACCAGUGCUUGUACAUAAUCAACCCGGUGGUCCUCCGAGAUCUCUUCAUCAUCAGCGGUUGUUGUUCGUGGCAGGCCCUGUAGCUAUUAGCUCGCUAGCUAGCUUUGUACCACCCCUUUUUUUUUGUAGAGAGAUCUUUCAGUCUAGAUCAGAUUUGUUCUUUGCCCCUUUUUCUUUCUUUCUUUCGAUUGCUCUAUUGAUUUGACGAUAUGACGCGGAAAUGUUAGUGGAAGUUGAGUGUAAAUUCUCCCCCCUCCCGCUGAAUGUGUGGGAGGGAGACUGAUGGAACUGUCAUCCGAGUAUACGGAAAAUUUGUUCAUUCGUUCAAAA